Messenger RNA from Frieseomelitta varia, 4006 nucleotides. RefSeq lists its product as uncharacterized. Bases 141 to 3956 code for a protein of 1271 amino acids. Gene Ontology annotation, cellular component: plasma membrane. Lineage: Eukaryota; Metazoa; Arthropoda; Insecta; Hymenoptera; Apidae. Gene Ontology annotation, molecular function: protein binding. The transcript is spliced from 10 exons. The record is from RefSeq and is a predicted model, not a curated record.
AAAACGAAUUUCGGAUCUGAAAGGAGGAAAAUCUCUAAAAUAUCCGGCUGAGAUAAGUUUAAUUGAAAAGAAAAAAGAAAUUGUACGGCAUAUGUUGAGAAACGUUUGUUUGUGCUUGAUAUUUUGCAGGGUGAGGGGGCAUGUUGAUGUGCCGGCGGUUGCUGCUGAUCGCAGCCGCGAUCACGGCCUCGAUCGAGGCUGGCUCCGCUAGUUACCACCCCGGGAUCUCCUCAGAUUAUUCUGGAUACCCUGGCUUCCCGGUCUAUCCAGCUCUGACGUCGUCCGAGGCUUCGUCGAGUGUGACUACCACGCCGACAACGAGUCUCGAAAAUGUUUGCAGGCCAUCCGAGUACCGAUGUGGCACCGGGAACUGCGUCGCCCAGGACAAAUACUGCGACGGCGAAAAUGACUGCGGCGACAACUCCGACGAGCCGAAAUAUUGCACCCCGUGCAACAGAACGUUGUACGGCGACGUCGGCCGGACCUACAGGGUGGAAGUCCGCCGGCCGAGGGAAGAUCGACUGCCAUUCCUGUGCCAUCUCAACUUCACUGCCGCCGGGUCCGAUCUCGGAGACUUAGUUCAGUUAACGUUCGACACAUUCACUGUGGGUCGAUUUUCAUCGUACACGUCGGAAGGAUGCCCGGACGGUUACAUGACCAUUCAGGAGAAAGGUCGCCCAGCGACCGGAGGUCAAUGGUGCGGAAGCGCAUGGGGCUACACCGUGUAUUACAGCGAGACUCCUUCCAUCAACUUGACUUUGUAUUUGCUUCGGCUAGCCGAACAGGGUAGCGGCUACAAUUUCGACUUCAAGCUGUCGUACAAGUUCCUUAGACGGAGCGAGGCGCACCUCAGAUACGGGAACAGUAGCAUGUCCACGUGGCGAGGGGAGCUAGUGAACGGGACGUACUGCGACCGUGUGCUCACGAAGUGCGACACGCGAGCCUGCCGACUUCAAUCGCCGAAUUACCCGGGCGUUUAUCCCCGGAACGUCACUUGUUAUUACCGCGUCGAGCAAAAUCGGGCGCCGCCGGGCCAUCGGGCGUUGCUCGCCGUGAGUCAACGAAACAGUCACAAAAUACACAUCAAAGAUCAGAUCGUCAAGUACGACGGCAGCCAAAGGAUAUUAAGGUAUUUCGUCACACGUUUUAAUCAACCACUUCUGAAUCUGAAAUUCAAAGUGUUCAAAAUUCAAAAUGAGAAUCAGAAAUUCAAAAUAAUCCAAAGCUGCAACACUUACGGAUUAUCCUCUACUAAAUUACGUUUGAACAGAGUUGAAACCUUAAAAGUUUUGAACGUUCGAUUGAUUGCCCUGUGUCUCGAAUUGCUAGGUUAUGUAACAAGUUUGAUAAAACUAACGCGUGUUACAGAGUUGAUUGUUCUUUACUUAAUGGAUCAAGUAACUUCAAAACUCGUUGUAUACAAUAUUUCUAUAAUUCCACGUGUUUUAAUCAUCAACUUUGAAUCUGAAAUUCAAGAUGCUGCAACACCUUUGGAUUAUUUUCUACUAAUAUAUUUCGAACGUCAAGUGUUUGAACGUUCGAUUGAUCGAACUUUGUCACGAAUUGCUAGGUUAUGUAACAAAGUCUGGGAUCAAUGCAACGUGGUGCAAGAUUACUUGACAGUGUACGACGGCGGUUCAACCUCCGACAAGGUGUUGGUUAGACUUUGUGGAGGUGACGCGGUGCCAGACAUAGUUAGCAGUCAUAACACGAUGCUUUUGGAGUUUCACACGUCUCCGUACGACAAUCCCUUUCAUCCAGUUCCUUUGUCGUUCUUGCCCGGCUUCGAGCUCGAGGUUCAGGUGCUGUUCGUGGACGAGAAAUCCCGGAGUUUCGUCAAGGAGAACAACAACUGCGACUUUUAUAUAUCCAGCGACGAGAGCUCGUCCGGCGUCCUGGAGAAUCCGAAACACUCGCUGCCGCCGAACACGACUUGCCGCUACCAUUUCCAGGGGAAACCGAACGAGAUCGUUUGGCUGUCGUUCGUCAAGUACUACGCUGCCAGUGCCGACGCCGCGGCGAGCAUCGACGUCGCCUCCGACUGCAACGCCAAGCUCCUCAUCUGGGAUGGUGAUCGCGCGCUAGAUAAAUUAAUUCUUACGCGUAAGAAUAUCACUCUGCUGGGGCAGUUCUGCAAGGACGACACGCCGCGUCUCUGCGACCAUAGUCUGCUGCGGAACGGGAGUCGCCACGCGAGGCCGUGCAGCCUCGCGGAGAGCUACGUCUCCACCGGCAGGGAUCUCACCCUGGAGCACAUACUGCGUCAAGGAAGUGCACUUUAUCCGAUAAGCUUUGUACUGCGUUACGAGUUCGUGCACGAGGCGGCUUCCUGUAACCACGUGUUCGGCUUUGCAUCGGCUUCAUCCACGUCUUCCACUUCAUCCUCUUCGUCCUCUUCGUCGUCGUCGUCGUCGUCGUCAUCAUCAUCAUCAUCAUCAUCAUCGUCGUCAUCGUCAUCAUCGUCGUCAUCGUCAUCGUCAUCGUUAUCUUCAUCAUCAUCGUCGUCGUCGUCGUCGUCGGCGUCAUCGUCAUCAUCCUCUUCUUCCUCUUCCUCCUCCUCGUCUUUACUGCCAUCGCCUGCCAAAGCAGGGAAAUUCGCGUCGCCGAGAAGUGUAUUCUUUUACGGUCGUGGUGGUGCGCAGAACGUUAGCUGUGUGUAUCGUUUCGAGGCCGAGCCGGACCACAGGAUAGAACUGUCCAUAAGCAAGGCCUCGUUCGGAGAUAAGGGAUGUUCCUCGUACGUAGACCCGCUGGUCAAUCGGUGGACUUGCGAUCGACGAAUCGGCGACUCUACGAAAUUCGGCACGGCGGAGUUGGUCGUCGCCGAGUAUCCAUGGCAGGGAGUGGAAUUGGUCCGCGAUUGCCUGUGUUCGAACGUGAGCGACCGGAUCGUGCUGAGAACCCUGACGUCGAACGUGAUCGAGGUUCGGUUCACGGUGACGUUGAUGAACGUCACGCAGGACUACAGGGACUUCUACUUCGAGGGGGAGUACCGUUUCGUCGCUCUGGGGGCGGAGACCAGCGAGCAGGGAUGCUCGACGAAGCUCGAGGAGCGACGAUUGCGCGGGACCAGCGGCGAAAUUUCCCUGAGAAGUCCUCUGCCGCGGGUGAUACCCGGCGUCGCCGCCGUAGAGGAGAUCCUGACCAAUACGGAGGAUCUGACUGCGACGCAGUGCGUGAACGAACCGUGGCUGAUAGAGCCGGAGGACGCGCGCAUCAAUUAUUUGUACUUAAGAACGGCUGGAUACAGCAUCACGUUGGACAACGUCGAGGAAUGCACGACGCUGAACAGAAUCGUCGUCUAUUCGGCGGCGAACACGAAGGAUCGUAGCGUGAUAUGCCCGGAGGGUGGCGUCGACACUGCCAGAACCGUGGACUUUUUCUCCGGUGGUUGGAACUACAGUGCCAUUAACACUACCGUGGCCAUGAUGCAGCAUUCAAGGAGCUUCGUCGUCGAGUUCCUCCAGAGGGAGCCUGGAUUUUACGCGGUCACGUGGAUGGCCAUUUCGAAAAGGUCUCCGAGUUCCAGUAUCGGGCCCAAUAUCUUUACUAUACUGCCGCACGAGGACUGCCCUUAUCGAUGCCCCGAGAUUCAAGCGUGCAUCAGUUCUGUCUUAUGGUGCGACGGUAUCCGCCACUGCCCCUCCGGCUUCGACGAGGAGGAGACCAACUGCUCGUACCGUUUCGGCGUGACGUUGCUCUACGUGGCCGUAGGCGCCGGCGCUCUAGGUAUAUUCCUGAUUCUGUUGCUCGCCACCGGUUGCCUCAAGUACUGCCUCUACCGGCACAAGGCUCGCAAGAAGAAAAAGAACGUCGUCCUCAACGUUAAUCACCUCCACGUGAAUCACACGCACCACAACAACGGCCUCACCGGCAGUCGCUUGAGCGGCCGCUACAAUCUCGCCACGCCGCAAGAGAUGUAUCUGGAGAACUACGGGAAGGACAGUAUUUGUUGACAAUACGCCAUUGCCAAUAUCGAGACCACCGUGUGAAUACCGCAGGAUUU